Eleginops maclovinus (Patagonian blennie) is the source of this 2426-nucleotide messenger RNA. Its product is annotated as atypical chemokine receptor 3-like. Gene Ontology annotation, cellular component: membrane. Gene Ontology annotation, biological process: chemotaxis; G protein-coupled receptor signaling pathway; vasculogenesis. Gene Ontology annotation, molecular function: coreceptor activity; chemokine binding; G protein-coupled receptor activity. The transcript is spliced from 4 exons. NCBI's taxonomy places the organism in Eukaryota, Metazoa, Chordata, Actinopteri, Perciformes, Eleginopidae. Bases 609 to 1673 code for a protein of 354 amino acids. The record is from RefSeq and is a predicted model, not a curated record.
ACAGGUUGUAGUUCUUGUAGUUCAUGUAGUUGUAGCUCGAACUCUGACCUGCAGGAGGAGCUGUCUGUUGUCAGGACUCCGCAGAGACAGCAGACAGGACGUGUCUUCAUCCGCCUGAGAGACACAGUAAUAUCAUUCAAUCAGCUCUGAUAACACGUCCUUUCAGACCACGUAUCCCAGACUGCACUGCAUGCAGGUCACAUGUCUCGAUCCACUCAUGGUUUUGUUGUUAUUAUAUUCAUUUGUGGAUUUCUUUGAUAUUUCUGUAGAGUUUCGAUGGAUGUUUCCUGGGUAGCUGACAGUAAAUAAAGACGGGGGAACAUCUGGACCCCCCCCGGAUGUUCUGUUGGUACUCCGGAGUUUCCAGCUCUGUGUGAUGUGUGAAACAUAUUAAAACUGACCGUGUCCUCGGAGCAGAGUUUGUCCAGGAGCUUUGUGGGGGGGUACUGGCGCCCUUUGGUGGACAGCAAAAAGAACUACAGGCUGUCUGUGGGAGGACCGCCUCUUCAUCAGCUUCUCUCCCGGAGCAGCGACACUCUGACCCGGCCUGAGGAGCUGCGAACACCCCGAGAAACUGCACCUUCACCUGUUCCCCUUCACCUGGCAGGAUGUCUCUGAGCUCUGCGGACCUGCUGGACCUCCUGGAUCAGUGGGAGGAGCUGAAGGAUCUGAACCUGAGCAUCCACAACCUGACCUGGGUCGAUGCCACGGUGUGUUCGGGCGCCGUGGGACACGCCGGCCUCCUGCGCGUCCUCUGCGUGCUCUACGUCUUCAUCUUCCUCGUCGGGACCACCUCCAAUGCCCUGGUGGUCUGGGUGACCCUGCGGUCGGACAGGAAGUGCGCGGACCUGUUCGUGCUGCAGCUGGCGGCGGCGGACCUGGUUGCGGUGGCGACGCUGCCGGUGUCGGUCAGCUCGCUGCUGCGGGCCGGACGCUGGCCAUUCGGAGAGGCGCUGUGCAAACUCACGCACCUGGUGUUCAGCGUCAACCUGUUCAGCAGCAUCCUAUUCCUGGCCUGCAUGAGCCUGGACUGGUACUUGUCUGCUACGCGGCCCCCCGGGGGGCACAGCAGGGAGCCACUGCGGAGACUCGUCUGCGCCGCGGUCUGGCUGCUGGCGCUGGCGGCCGCAGUGCCAGAGACCUACUUCCUGCAGGCGGUGGCGUCGGUGCAUCACGACGGCGCUGUGUGUCGCCCGGUCUUCCCUUCCCGGGAGAUGAUGGUGGGGGUCCAGCUGAGCUUCACGGUCCUCGGCUUCCUGAUCCCGUUCCCCGUCAUCGCCGCUUCCUACCUGGCGCUGGCGGCGGCGCUGCCCCCCGGCUCGGACCCGGCCCGCGGGGUCAGCCGGCGCGUGGUGCUGAGCUACACGGUGGUGUUCGUGGUGUGCUGGCUGCCGCUGCACGUGGUCCUGCUGCUGGACCUGGCGGCGCCGGUGCUGCCCUUCAGCUGCAGGUUGGAGGACUUCCUGUGGGUGGCGCUGCAGGUGAGCCAGUGCCUUUCCAUGCUGCACUGCUGCCUGAACCCCGUCCUGUACGGCCUGCACAGGACCUACCGCUACCACCUCAUGAAGGCCUUCAUCUUCAGGUACUCCACCCGCUCCGGGGUCGCCCGCCUCAUCGAGACCGAGAGCGCCUCGGAGACCGACGUCUCUGCAGCGGAUCGGGACCAGAUCUGAAGAUCAGGAACUGUCCUGGAAACACAGAGUCCCUGAACCCCCAUCAGACUGGAGAUAUUCCUCCGGACUCCAGAAAACAUUCCUGCAGUGACAGACCUAAAAACCUGCCGGACUCCAUCCGGUCUCUGAAGAACCUCCAGACCUGCAGAGGAUCUUCCUCUGACUCCAUCCGGUCUGUGAAGAACCUCCAGACCUGCAGAGGAUCUUCCUCUGACUCCAUCCGGUCUGUGAAGAACCUCCAGACCUGCAGAGGAUCUUCCUCUGACUCCAUCCGGUCUGUGAAGAACCUCCAGACCUGCAGAGGAUCUUCCUCUGACUCCAUCCGGUCUGUGAAGAACCUCCAGACCUGCAGAGGAUCUUCCUCUGACUCCAUCCGGUCUCUGAAGAACCUCCAGACCUGCAGAGGAUCUUCCUCUGACUCCAUCCGGUCUCUGAAGAACCUCCAGACCUGCAGAAGAUCUUCCUCUGACUCCAUCCGGUCUGUGAAGAACCUCUAGACCUGCAGAGGAUCUUCCUCUGACUCCAUCCGGUCUGUGAAGAACCUCCAGACCUGCAGAGGAUCUUCCUCUGACUCCAUCCGGUCUGUGAAGUACCUCCAGACCUGCAGAGGAUCUUCCUCUGACUCCAUCCGGUCUGUGAAGAACCUCCAGACCUGCAGAGGAUCUUCCUCUGACUCCAUCCGGUCUCUGAAGAACCUCCAGACCUGCAGAGGAUCUUCCUCUGACUCCAUCCGGUCUCUGAAGAACCUCCAGA